GCAUGCCUCUAUUUCUGCCCCAUUAUUUCGCUCCUGCAGUUUGGCUGCCCUGGUUAUGGCUCUGAUUACCCCUCAGUGAUUUGAGUUCCUGCAUUGAGCCAGAAAUGCAAUCACUAGCUAGCCCAUAAAGGUACAUAUAACAUUUAUAAAAAGCUGAUACAAUUGUCUUUGACUAUUCCAUGUGUUCAUAUUAUCUGUCACAUCUCCGCAUAACAGUCUUUGAAUGUUCCAUGCUUCUAGAGCAUUGUAUCCAUCACUAUUUCCUUGAACUAAAAUAUCCCCUACUAUAGAAUGGCCAUUGCAGGAAGCAAGGUGGGCUGCCAUGGCAGAGAUGCAGUGUUGCUUGUAUUGAAUGAAGAAGGCCAGUAUGGUUAUGUAUUAUAAAGUGCAGUUUGGCUUGCUUGCUGGAGAAGAAGGUGAAGGCUUGAACAGCAACCUCUCCUGACCACUAACCAGAGAAGAAUGAGAAUGAAAAAUUCCUGGCCCAAGUUUCAAGGCCUAAACUAAUGCUCACAGUUGACUUCAACUACCCAGCUAUCUUUUAGAAGUGCAACGCCUGACAACAUGGCCAUAGAAACGGGGGAAAGUAGCUGCCCCACCAGGGGCAAGUCAGACGCUGAAGAUGGCUCUGGUCGGGUGAUCACCAUUGUCUUCCUGGCACUCCUUAUAGACCUGCUGGGAUUCACUCUCAUUUUGCCACUCCUUCCUUCAAUCCUUGAGUAUUACAGCAAGAAUGAUGAUGGUUUCUAUCUAUCACUUCAGCAUGGCGUGGACUGGUUUGCUGCAGUGGUUGGGGUACCUCUGGAGAGGAAGUACAACACUGUCUUGUUUGGAGGUCUGAUUGGCUCCAUCUUUUCCAUCCUGCAGUUUUUUUCCUCUCCGCUCACGGGUGCUGCGUCUGACUGCUUGGGGAGAAGGCCGAUCAUGUUGUUGACAGUGGUGGGGUUGAUAGCAUCGUAUGCACUCUGGGCUAUCUCUAGGAGUUUUGGUAUUUUUCUUCUCUCUAGAGUCCUAGGUGGAAUAAGUAAAGGGAAUGUCAGCCUGUCCACUGCUGUAAUUGCUGACCUGCACUCUCCAAAAACUAGGAGCAAGGGCAUGGCAAUGAUUGGUGUUGCUUUCUCACUUGGAUUUACCGUGGGGCCUAUGAUUGGAGCUUACCUUGCCAUGGAAACAGGGAAAGGAGAAGUCUUCUAUCUUCGGUCAGCUUUGCUUGCGCUCAUGUUUGCUGUUGCUGACUUAAUUUUCAUCUUCUUCCUGCUUCCGGAGACACUCCCCAAAGAAAAACGGGUAUCCUCCAUGAUGUGUGGAUUUCAGGCAGGGAUUGACUUGCUUAGUCCGCUGGCUUUGUUUCAGUUCUCUGCAGUCACCAGAGGAAAGGACUCACCUUCGAGGCAGAACCUUCAGAAUCUCAAGGUCCUGGGCCUAGUUUAUUUCCUCUAUCUCUUCCUGUUUUCUGGUCUUGAAUACACAUUGAGUUUUCUCACCCAUCAGCGAUUCCAGUUCAGCAGUAUGCAGCAGGGCAAGAUGUUUUUCUUUAUUGGGAUGACAAUGGCUGUGAUCCAGGGAGGCUACACUCGCCGAAUCAGACCAGGAUGUGAAAUCAAAGCCGUAAAAAGGGCUAUAAUGCUGCUGAUUCCAGCUUUCAUGUUAAUUGGAUGGGCUGGUAACGCGACGGUGCUGAGCGCUGGACUGUUGCUCUAUUCUUUCGCCGCUGCCAUUGUUGUUCCUUGUUUGUCAGCAGUGGUGUCAGGCUAUGGCUCAGCCAGCCAGAAGGGAACAGUAAUGGGAAUUCUGAGGAGCCUGGGGGCCCUAGCAAGAGCUCUGGGACCAAUCUUGUCAGCAGCAGUUUAUUGGCUGGCAGGAGCUGAGGUUUGCUUCACUGUUUGUGCAGUUUUGUUCCUGCUUCCCCUCAUUCUUCUUGGUUACAUGAAGCAGCAAACAAAGGAGGAAUAACCAAAGAGUGGAGCAACAUUAUGGCUAUUACAGAACUACUCAUGUCCAGGGGACUUCUAAAAUGGUGGAGAGUCAGCUGGAAAGAAGCAAUUUAAAAUGGAACAACACUGUGUUUUGAUUUGCUGGAAGGCCAACUCAAAUUCCAUUAUGCAAUACUCACCAGCAUAUACACCAUUGUCACAAAAUUGUUUUUUCUUACACACACCCCCUAAUUCUCAAGGAGAUGGAAACCCAGCUGAAGUUAUUCUCUCCAGCACUGCCUGUGAGCCAGUUUGACUAGGUUUGAGAUCAGAAGUAUCUGAUGCAAGUGUGUGUCAUUCAGCAAAUUGUAUUCCUGCUACAUCAAAUGGUGAGAUCAUGCCAGCUAUAUGGGCAGAAAAAGGUUGAAUUCAGCAAGCUGAGACUCACUCCACAACAGAAUUUCGUGCUUAAAUUAACUACAGUUCCCAACCAGAUGCAGCAUAUAAAACACCAUAAUUUCUCACAGACUCAUGUGCACAGUAUAACGUUUUUUACAUAUCCUUCCUGUGCCCUUUUCAUUUUAAUCACUGGCUGCUCAUUCGGCUGCUCUGACAGAACAUGGAUUAGCAAAGUUUUCAGGCAGCUACAUAAUGGGGAAAUUGAUCAAGACCCUAGCCACCUGAAUUGGUUCAUGGUGAGAAAAUACAACCCCUCCCCCAUUUUGUGAGGGUCAUAUUGAGAUUAUUUUGCCAAACCCUUUGCACAGCCCCCUUUAGUGGAAUUUGUAUCUAGUGCCUUAAGCUAUGGGUGGUUUUUUUGUGGGGGGAGGAGUUGGUAUCCUGAGUUUCAUAAGACCUGAGAGAGCCCGCUAUCAAUCUUGACUCUAUUCCUACGGUUUUGCUAAGGGAUCAUAAAUGAACAGGUGGCCUGACUGUUAUAUACAAUAGCAUUGGAAAAGUGUGUUAGCUACAUUUUAUACUCCUAAUAUUUUGUGUAACAGGUUUUUCAGUACUGAGCAUUUACCAAAUAUUUGUAUUUUGCACUACAAACAGUUCAUUGCAAACUGGUCUACUGCAGUUAGUAAGAUGCACCAUAAUAAGAUGCAUAUUUUUAGAUUGUCCUUUUGUUAGUCAAUCAUUGGCCUACAUAAAGCUCUAGCUGACUGCACAGGAAUGCGGGGGGGGGGGUCUCCCUGUGUUCAACUUCAUGUUGGCGUGCAAUAUGCUAAGGCCAUUAAUAAAGGAGAAGUGAGACCUUUUUGUUUUGUCUUAACUCACAGUUCUUAGCCUGUUGCUUAGGUAACCCCAAAAGGUUUAAUUAGGGCUUGUUUCCACUGCAAAAUUAUACUCAUUGGUCACUAUUGUAAAGAACCUGAUUAACUGGCACAAUGCUGACCAUGAUUUGCCCUUGUCUACAUGGGCUUCUGUGUUAUGGUCAGCUGCAUGUUAGUUAACUUGAUUGUUCAAACAAGGAAAAACUUAAGUGUAGAACAACCCCAUCCAUUUAGGAAAGUAACCAGAGGUUUAGAAAGUGUGUCCUUCUUGCUUCUCGGUUUCUCCAUGUGCCAUCUCAAUCACUGCAACCAGAGCUAUCCACUAAUAGGUCUGUCAUCUUCUGCUUGUCUUGCACAGGUGAUGGGAUGAAAGAGACCUAGUGGGUCACUCUGUCCAAGUACAGUCACUUCAGAGAUGGUUUCCUAACCCUACUUCCCCAUCAGAUACCUUAGUUUUUGUCAAACCCAAUGGGAGCCCAGGCCAUAUGGUAAGACUAACUGUGAUCUUAAAAAUGUUGUAGGCAAUGAAGGUUUCUGUGGUAUACAGUGUAUUCUGGGCUCAUCUGUGACUCAGAAGUCCACAGUUCCCUAAGUUUGACAGUAGAGAAGCUCACUCCUAAAGGAUAUCAAAGUAGAAAAACCUGAGACACACAAGUGCCUGGGUGGAGGUGGUGUACUUAUUUGUACCUUAAAGAUUUGGGUCUAUCAGGCUCUUGUUUUGCCCAAUUUUGCUCACCCUCAUAAACAACUCAUGGGAAGAGUGGGAUUGCUUUAGCAUGGGAGUGGGACAGUGAGGACCUGAUUCCUUAUCAGUGGAGUAGUUUCUACUCCGUCUUGCACAUCACUGUGCAGUCUGCUUGGCUUUAACACAUAAAUUAGUGAAAAAACAUGGUAGACAGUUGAUCUCUCUGUAAGUAACAUAACACACAUAUCUUUCAUUCUGAAGGAAACUGAAGCACUUCAGACUGCAUAUAGAAGGAUCCUUGGAAUAUAGCCACCAGGGAGAAUGCCAGCUAGUCUACUUCCUUAACACUACACAACCAUUUUUAGUAGGGGAUGUGAAGAAUAGCUUGGCCAGUGGAGGCAAGGGAACAUUUAGAUGGGCUAAAUGUUACCCAAGUGAGAAUUUAGGUUACAUAACGCUACUUAUGAGUAGGGAUGUUAGUUCUAAGGGAAUUUUGAUGACAAUAAGCAGUGAUGGCCAGUCUUUCUUCAAGAUCUUCAGAAACACACUGACCCAUAGCAGGGCAUUGGUUCAAUACAGUUUCAGAGGAAAGAGUGCCACCUACAUUACAUCCUAACACACUUGAGUUAUUCUCAAGUGUCUCCCAUCCAAGGCCUGACAGUGCUUAGCUUGACUUCUGACAAGAUCAUAGCCUGAAGUGGUGCUAUUGCAGACAUAAAACUUGAACCGGUAAAUGAAUAAUAUGUGAACCCAAACCAAUAUGAGAGGCGCCCCAAACACAUACUGCACCUGCUCAAGGAACAGAACUUUAGGUACCAAAAUGAAUCUUCUGCUAGGUUUUACACUCUUAUGUAAUAUAGGAAACACAAGAACUCUCUGGAUUACUUUGAAGUGUUUUAAGACUCACUUUUAUUAAAUGUCUCAAUUUGAGCUUUUUUUUUUUUUUUUUUAUCAUUUCCUAUUAUGCAGGUUUUAUUCCAUUUUUUUUUAAUAGCCCCGGAAAAAGGUUUCUGCAGCUUCUUGUUUGUCCCAAAAUUUUAUUUUGUAUUCCUAGAGCCUUGGUUAAAAACAGAAUUAGUGACUUUCACUAAAAUAGUAUUCCUAGUAAAGCCUAAAGAGUGAUUGAUAAAGGCAGAACAUUUUCCCCCUGCCUUGGAAAAUAACAAAUUCUAAAGGACAUGAGGAUACUAUGUUGCUUGUGAAUCUACUCAGAAAGUAGAAAAUGUAAAUUUACAAGUGUGAAAAGCAGCUGUGCCCUCCCCCUGGCAUUUCAGCAAACUAUGUGGCAUUUGUUCAGAGAUUUCAAACCUCCAAACUACUGCAUAUAGACUGAGCAUGAACUUAAUAUAAAGAAUGAACCAAGCAGUGAUCCCCUGUUUAAUGAAUGAGACUUCAAAUGAGGAUUCUUAGCUUUUUCACCUGAGCACAUAUUCCACCCUAGCUUUAAGGACAACAGUUUAAUGAACAAGGUUAAUCUAGUAGGUUGUUAAAGUAGGCAGAAUUAUGCCAACCUGGAAGUGACCAGUGAUCCUCCUGUUGCUCUCAGCGACACCAAAUCCUCCAGAAGGACACUAACUGCAACACAAAGGAGGCUUUUUGUAUUCUGUCUACAUGUUCCCUCAAUUAAUGUUCAGAGACGGAUCGCUUUUAAUGCUUGUCUCCGCUGCUUACUGUUACAGUCUCUGGCCAGAACAUUAGACAUCACAGUCUGGUCUGAAACUUUAACAGCAACUAGUUUACUAUAACAAAAUCCUAGGUACUUUUCUCAAGAAUUUUUUUUUACCCAGUCAAUUAAAAUGGUUUGAACACUAUUCCCUAAGAGAUUCUGGAAACUAAAACUGUACAACAGCUUUCAAAACAGACGGAAAAAAACUUACUCUUUUAAAGAAGAAUUUUAUUUGUGAGUAAAACUUAAUGAUACAACAAAGAAAGAAAAAUACAUGACUGUUUUCCCGCCACAGUGUGUAACCAUACCUUACACAGCUAGAUUUCAUAGUGUAAUACAAAGAAUUGAAAGAACAAACUACAAAAUUAGAAUCAAAAUCAUUGCAUAUGUGGUCAAAGAUAAAAGGGAGGACUCCAUUAUUAACUGAAACAUGUAGCAAUUGCUUAGUAAUGUAGUUAUGACCCUAGCAAUAAAACACAAUUUAGCAAAGUAAGAUAAGUACUGUAUGCUUCCUAGUAUACAGAGGACAUAAAAGGUUAGAAUACAAGCUCAAAGCCGUUAGCGCCAUGCAGUCCUUACUAGACAUUAUUGUUUAGGUGUCACUCUGAAGCAGUGAUUUGCUGUUGCAUCUAAUUCCACCCUACUCUACGUAUUCCAAAACAGAAGUCUCAUUUCUGGUGUGUUAAUUACUGCCACUAAACCUUUUCCUCCUCACCUGACAGUGCUAUUGUCAUAUCUUGUAAAUUUGUUUUCCUUUUACCACUUGAAUUUGGUCCAAGUUUUCAAUGCAUCUGAGGCCUAAUAUAGGCUUUAUUUUUGCACUAAAGCUGAACCUGUUCUACUACUCCAGUGGUCUCCAAAGAGGGGUGCGCCAGAGAAUCCUAGGGGGUGCACAGCAGGAGGAGCGCCACCGUACGGCACUCCACCAUUUUUUUUCUUCGGCAGCAGCUCUGCACGCCUGCGGCAGGUCUUUCCUCCUCCUUUCUUCGGCGGCAUGCCUGCGGUGAGUCUUCCCCUCUCCUUUCUUCAGCAGCACCGUGGGGGUGCGCGAUCCAAAAACUUUGGAGACCACUGUACUACUCAAUGCUUUCAUACUGCACAAAUUGCAAGGCAUUUACUGUCUGCUAUUUUUCUCACUAUAAAACAGGUAUUUUAUAUAAUCUUAUACAAUACAUCCAUUAUUGAAUUUCAUUUUAGUUAUAGUCAUUGCAUGUAAGCCAACUUUUUCCUUUCAUGGAGAAAUCUUUGAACAUUUUCUGCUGUUACAAAUAGAAAUGUGUCAUUUGAACACUGACACUUGGAGCAUCUUGGUUUAUAACUGGGGUGAAUUCAUUAAGGUUUCUGGAAAGUUCACGUGUGCAACAAAUGAAAAUGU
Chelonia mydas (Green sea turtle) is the source of this 6913-nucleotide messenger RNA. RefSeq names its product major facilitator superfamily domain containing 10 (gene SLC75A1). Gene Ontology annotation, cellular component: brush border membrane. The transcript is spliced from 13 exons. Gene Ontology annotation, molecular function: transmembrane transporter activity. The coding region runs from base 565 to 1953 and encodes 462 amino acids. NCBI's taxonomy places the organism in Eukaryota, Metazoa, Chordata, Testudines, Cheloniidae. The record is from RefSeq and is a predicted model, not a curated record. Gene Ontology annotation, biological process: transmembrane transport.